GGCCCUUCCCCCCGCCCCAUUCCUCUACGCCGCCAGUUUGUUAAAUUAAUGCAGUAAGAAAGUCAGUCUGAAGAUCUGAGGGAGUCUGGCCAGAAGAUGGGUGAGCUCAGAAACCCGACUUGCCUCUGAAAGGUUGAGCUCCCGAGCCCUGCUGGGAAGCCAUGGACCCCAGCAGCCCCUGAAAGUUGUGGUGGGCUCUAUUGCGCCUGCAGCCCCAAGCAAUGGGACACCGUUCCUGCAGCAAUUCCAACUUAUUCGGAGGGCACCAGCAAACACGGACUGCAAGGCGACAGCAGACUGGAACGGAGGCAGGGGAACGAGAUUCAGGGACUCGGUUGUGUUGCGCCAGCCUGGCACACUCUCCGACAUCUAACUGAAGCCAGCACCGUCACCUGCUCCACCACCACCACCACCACCUACACACACACACACACACACACACACACACACACACACACACACACACACACACACACACACACACACACACACACACACACACACAAAAGAAAAAAACAAAAAAAAAACCUAAAACCCCUCGGGCCAGCCCAGGGCCAGAAAGAAGAUGCCAGCCGGGUCUAAAGGUCCGAGGCCAGGGCUCUGAUCCCCACGGAUUUCUUGUUUGCAUGAAGCUGGCCAUCUCGACAUAAAAAUAAGGGUUAAAAAGAGAAAAAUAAAGAAAGAAAAGAAAAGAAGAAAAUAUACCCACCCCCAAGAGUGCCUCCCAGCGCCGCAGGGAGCCUUCAGCGAGUUGAGCACCAGCAGCGCUCUUCCCGCCCGCAGCCGGGCUGGACGCUCUCCGUGGUGCUGAACCUGCACGGCCGCCGCUGUCCGCGGUACCCAAGCUGCGCCUGGCUGCAAUUCUCCCCGGCUCUGCCACCUCGUCCCUCUACUUCCCAGCUCCCUUGAACAUCUGGAUUAUUUUUCCCCAUUGGCGCUCUCUGGUUUCAUAGGUGCCCAUCGGAAAUAUUUUGCACCCCCAUAACUCGUGGACUUUACAGCACAAGAAUCUGGAAAAUGUACAGCUUCAACACUCUGCGAUUCUACCUUUGGGAGACCAUUGUAUUCUUCAGCCUUGCUGCUUCCAAGGAGGCUGACGCUGCCCGCUCUGCCCCCAAGCCUAUGUCGCCCUCAGACUUCCUGGAUAAGCUCAUGGGGAGGACUUCUGGGUAUGACGCCAGGAUCAGGCCCAACUUUAAAGGUCCCCCUGUGAACGUGAGUUGCAACAUCUUCAUCAACAGCUUUGGCUCCAUUGCUGAGACAACCAUGGACUACAGGGUCAACAUCUUCCUGAGGCAGCAGUGGAAUGACCCCCGUCUGGCCUACAAUGAAUACCCUGACGACUCUCUGGACCUUGACCCGUCCAUGUUGGAUUCCAUCUGGAAGCCGGACCUGUUCUUUGCCAAUGAGAAGGGAGCCCAUUUCCAUGAGAUCACCACUGACAACAAACUGCUGAGAAUCUCCAGGAAUGGCAAUGUCCUCUACAGCAUCAGGAUCACCCUGACGCUGGCCUGCCCCAUGGACCUGAAGAACUUCCCGAUGGAUGUACAGACAUGUAUCAUGCAACUGGAAAGCUUUGGAUACACCAUGAAUGACCUCAUCUUUGAGUGGCAGGAGCAGGGAGCCGUGCAGGUGGCAGAUGGACUGACCCUGCCUCAGUUUAUCCUGAAAGAGGAGAAGGACCUGAGAUACUGCACCAAGCAUUAUAACACAGGUAAAUUCACCUGCAUUGAGGCCCGAUUCCACCUGGAGCGGCAGAUGGGCUACUACCUGAUCCAGAUGUACAUUCCCAGUCUGCUCAUUGUCAUCCUGUCCUGGAUCUCCUUCUGGAUCAACAUGGAUGCUGCACCAGCUCGUGUGGGACUGGGCAUCACCACUGUGCUCACCAUGACCACACAGAGUUCUGGCUCCCGAGCCUCCCUACCCAAGGUGUCCUAUGUGAAAGCCAUUGACAUUUGGAUGGCUGUGUGCCUGCUCUUCGUGUUCUCGGCUCUGCUGGAAUAUGCAGCGGUGAACUUCGUGUCUCGGCAACACAAGGAGCUGCUGCGAUUUAGGAGGAAGCGGCGACAUCACAAGAGCCCCAUGCUGAAUCUGUUUCAGGAUGAUGAGGGUGGAGAAGGCCGCUUCAACUUCUCCGCCUAUGGGAUGGGGCCAGCCUGUCUGCAGGCCAAGGAUGGCAUCUCUGUCAAGGGUGCCAACAACAACAACACCACCAACCCCCCUCCUGCACCGUCCAAGUCCCCGGAGGAGAUGCGGAAACUCUUCAUCCAGAGAGCCAAGAAGAUCGACAAGAUAUCGCGCAUUGGGUUCCCCAUGGCCUUCCUCAUCUUCAACAUGUUCUACUGGAUCAUCUACAAGAUCGUCCGAAGGGAGGAUGUCCACAACAAGUGAAGGCUCUGGGGUGGGGUGGGGGGUUGGGAGAGGGUGGUGGGAGGAGCACCGAGGCUGGGAGCCAGGGGAGGAGGGAGAGAGGGAGAGUGCACACCCAUCUCCCUCCACCAAGUGCAAUAGAGACCACAGGGGUGGAUACUUCCAGGGUAUGGCAAUAUUCAUCUAGCCUCCGAGGGCAUGAGUUGGGGGGUGCUUUUCAAAUACAGCAACU
Messenger RNA from Peromyscus californicus insignis, 2602 nucleotides. RefSeq names its product glycine receptor alpha 1 (gene Glra1). Gene Ontology annotation, cellular component: synapse; neuron projection; postsynaptic membrane. The record is from RefSeq and is a predicted model, not a curated record. The transcript has 9 exons. Gene Ontology annotation, molecular function: transmembrane signaling receptor activity; transmitter-gated monoatomic ion channel activity; extracellularly glycine-gated chloride channel activity. Bases 1018 to 2391 code for a protein of 457 amino acids. Lineage: Eukaryota; Metazoa; Chordata; Mammalia; Rodentia; Cricetidae. Gene Ontology annotation, biological process: chemical synaptic transmission; signal transduction; chloride transmembrane transport.